GUGUAAGACUCUGUGAAAAACACCUCUUGAUUUCAUUUAUUUAGCAUCUGUUCAUUCAUCCUGAGUCUCUGCUUCCUCUGCAGCAGCUGGCAGAACCAUGGCAACUCCUGAUGCUGCUUUUGAGACCCUCAUGAAUGGAGUGUCCAGCUGGGAUCUUCCCAAAGAACCCAUUCCCAGUGAACUUCUCCUUACUGGGGAGUCAGCCUUCCCAGUGAUGGUGAAUGACAAGGGCCAGGUGCUCAUUGCUGCCUCUUCCUAUGGACAAGGCCGCCUGGUGGUCGUAUCUCAUGAGAGCUACCUGCUGCAUGAUGGCUUGGUUCCAUUUCUUCUCAAUGUGGUGAACUGGCUCUGCCCCUGCCCAGGGGCUCCCAUAGCAGUGCAUUCUUCCUUAGCAUCAUUAGUUAACAUCCUAGGUGAUUUUGGGAUAAAUGCCUUGGUUCAGCCCGAACCUAGAGAGGCUCUGGGAGUUUAUUGCAUUGAUGCCUACAAUGAUACCUUGACUGAGAAGCUGAUCCAAUUCCUGAAGAAUGGAGGGGGUUUGCUAAUUGGAGGCCAGGCUUUGAAUUGGGCUGCUCACCAUGGCCAUGAUAAAGUGCUAUCCAUUUUUCCUGGAAACCAGGUGACAAGUGUGGCUGGAGUAUAUUUCACCGAUAUCUCUGGGAAUAGAGACUGGUUCAAGGUUUCUAAGGAGAUACCCAAUCUCAGACUCUAUGUCCAGUGCGAGGAUGAGCUCAAGUACGACCAGCAGCAGCUCCUGAAAGGGAUGUCUGAGAUAUACAUCGAGGCGGGUGUAAUCCCCUCCCAGCUGCUUGUGCAUGGACAGCGGGCAUUUCCCUUGGGAGUAGACAACUUACUCAAUUGCUUUCUUGCAGCUGCCCGCUAUGGCCGUGGUCGGGUGGUGCUGGGGGGAAAUGAGAGUCUGAUACUUAAUCAAACUAUGAUGCCAUUUGUGCUUAAUGCUUUACGCUGGCUGAUGGGGAACCAGACAGGCAGAAUUGGGUUAGCUUCAGAUAUGAAAGUACUGAAGUCUAUGUUACCAAACAGCAGUUUCCAGUGGAGUGAAUCAGAACUUCUAACCAGUGACUUGAGCGUGUUUUGCUGCUGCUCACUCGCCAAUAUAGAUUCCGAGGAGGUAGAGGAAUUUGUUGCAGAAGGUGGAGGCUUGCUAAUUAGUGCAGAGGCCUGGUCGUGGGGCCGCAGGAAUCCAGACUCUAGCUGUAUGACUCAAUACCCAAAUAACAUCGUCCUUAAGCGCUUUGGCCUUGGUAUCACUAGCCAUGUGGCCCAGCGAGGCAGUUUCCCAGUCCCCAAUCCUGAAGGGAUAAACUAUCACUUCCGGAGAGCCCUGUCUCAAUUUGAGACCGUGAUCUACAGCCAGGGGAGUAGCUUACAUGAGAGCUGGCUGAAUAAGCUCUCACAAGAUUGUUUCUACAUGUUUCAAAUGACCCAUCAGAGGAUUUCCAUCUACGACUCUGUGAAGAAACAUGCUCUGAAAAUGAUCCAAAGCAAGGACUUUCCAAGUGUGACUGACCAAUAUCCGAUCGCAAAGGGCAGCUCGCAGGCUUUUCUUCUAUCCCUGGCUUAUGAAUUAUUCAAAUCCGGAGUUGACAGAUCUCAGCUACUUCCCCCUCCCGCCUUAUUACCUCCUACAGAAUCUCCAAUAACCAUUAAAAUAACCACAGACAAGGAGAACUCCUGGGUAAGCACUGGACUGUACUUACCUGAAGGGCAGGUUGCACAAGUAUCACUUCCCAGUGAAGCCACUCAUGCCAAGCUGAAGGUCCUCAUUGGCUGCCACAGGGACAACAUAAGCCAAGCAAAAACUUACUUCCGUCCCCCUGUGAUGACCUAUGUGUACCACUUAACUUCAUCCCAGACAUCCAUCUCCUGGCUCUAUGGGGGCCUUCUCUACAUCAUGGUCCCCGACAAAUACAAUCAGGAUAAUGUAUCUGUCACCAUCAGUGGGGCUGUAUCUGCUCCAUACUUCAGGCUGGGUAAGACGACCCAGGAGGAAUGGAAGAAUCUUAUCAAACACAGCAAAGUUCCAUGGGGAGAACUGGCCACAGACAAUAUCAUCCUGACAAUUCCAACAGUCAACCUCAAGGUGCUACAGGACCCCUAUCCACUGCUCCAACUCUGGGACAAGAUGGUAAGGGCUGUAGCCAAGCUGGCAGCCCGGCCCUUCCCUUUUCAGAGAGCUGAGAGGAUCGUACUUGACAAGCAGAUUUCAUUUGGUACUCUUCAUUCUGGAUACCCCAUCAUGGGCCUAAUUAGUAUAGUAGAAGGCAUCAUCAGCGAGUUAAAAAUAAGAUCACAUGGUAUUUGGGGUGUGAUACAUGAACUGGGCCACAACCAUCAGAAGUCUAGAUGGACUUUUCCACCUCACACCACCGAAGCUUUGUGCAAUCUCUGGAAUAUUUAUGUGCAUGAGACAGUUUUAAACAUCCCCAGGGAGCAAGCCCAUCCUUCUCUGAAUCCUGAGCUUAGGAGGCAGAGGAUCAAAGACCACCUGAACAAGGGAGCACCUCUGAGCAACUGGAUUAUGUGGACAGCUCUAGAAACUUAUCUCCAGCUCCAGGAGGGCUUUGGGUGGGAGCCAUUCAUCCAGCUCUUUGCUGACUACAAAACCCUCUCUGGCCUUCCUCAAAACAAUGAAGACAAGAUGAAUCUGUGGGUGAAGAAGUUCUCUGAGGUUGUGCAUAAGAAUCUGGCACCUUUCUUUGAAGCCUGGGGCUGGCCUGUCAAAUAUGCUGUGGCUAAAAGCCUAGCCUCUUUGCCAGAGUGGCAGGAAAACCCCAUGAAAAUGUAUAAAGCUGAAGGUACAGAAGGCAGAGAGUGAACACACACUAUCUGUUCUCUCUGGGAGAAGAAUAUUUAUGUGAUGCAACCGAAAAGCCCUAAUGGUUCAAAAUUCAAUUUUAGGGACCACCCCCGUUAUUAGAAUCAUCUUAAUUCUUUUGUAAGGUAGAGAUUAAAUUACACACCAGCUUUCAAAUUUUGCAAUAUAGAUGACUCAAUAUGUUGCCUCUAGAUUACUCUUAAACUGUGAGAUUUGUAUCUUGACCUUCUUGUUUAGCAUCUUUCAUGUUCUGUUUGUUUACAAAAGCU
Mus caroli (Ryukyu mouse) is the source of this 3108-nucleotide messenger RNA. RefSeq names its product TRPM8 channel-associated factor 3. The record is from RefSeq and is a predicted model, not a curated record. Gene Ontology annotation, biological process: positive regulation of protein targeting to membrane; negative regulation of anion channel activity. Gene Ontology annotation, molecular function: transmembrane transporter binding. NCBI's taxonomy places the organism in Eukaryota, Metazoa, Chordata, Mammalia, Rodentia, Muridae. Gene Ontology annotation, cellular component: plasma membrane.